This is a messenger RNA of Nicotiana attenuata, 540 nucleotides long. RefSeq names its product acylsugar acyltransferase 3-like. Lineage: Eukaryota; Viridiplantae; Streptophyta; Magnoliopsida; Solanales; Solanaceae. The coding region runs from base 1 to 540 and encodes 179 amino acids. The record is from RefSeq and is a predicted model, not a curated record. The transcript has a single exon.
AUGGAUCCUACUAAAAUAUCUAAUAUUCUUGAAAACUCAUUAUCCCAAACAUUAUCGUUAUAUUAUCCAUACGCCGGAAGACUUAAGGAUAAUACUAUUGUGGAUCGUAAUGAUGCUGGUGCUGAGUUUGUACAAGUCCAAAUCAAUUCCCCAAUAUCUGAAUCACUUCAAUGGCAUAAUAAUGCUAUUGAAGAGAUGAUAUUUCCACAAGGGCUGCCUUGGUCUAAUUGUACAAAUCGUGCAUUAGUUGUUGCUCAAAUCAGCUACUUCAAUUGUGGAGGAAUAGUUGUCAGCAUGUGUAUAUCCCACAAAGUUGGAGAUGGACACAGUGGUUACAAUUUUUUUAUGGACUGGGCCAUAACAUCUCGCGAGCCAAAUCUGUCAACAAAACCUUGUCUGUACUAUGUCGAGAAAUCUAUCUUUCCUCCGCCACCUAAUGGUCCUUUUCUAUCCCCACUUUGCACAUCCAACAAAGAUGAAAGCAUUCACAGAAGAUACACUUUUCUGGCCAAAAACUUGAUGAACUUAAGGCCUCAAUAG